Linepithema humile (Argentine ant) is the source of this 4411-nucleotide messenger RNA. NCBI's taxonomy places the organism in Eukaryota, Metazoa, Arthropoda, Insecta, Hymenoptera, Formicidae. The record is from RefSeq and is a predicted model, not a curated record.
GAGCAUUCGGUCCCUUCGCUCCGAAAGAAAACGGCUCUAGCGCUCUCCCUCACUCCUGCUCUUCUCUUCCCCCUCCCUCUUCAACCGCUUCUACCGUCGCCUCGCUCGCUUACGCGCGCUCUCUCUCUCUCACUCUACCACACUCUGUGCCUCUGGAGCGCUGCCUAGCCUCGUCCCUCAACACGGAGCCACGUCUCCGCGUCCUAGCAGUGCGGAUGAUUCCGGUGAUUAUCGUUCCUUCGUGGCUGGUGGAAGGCAGCCGCCGACGCCUCUCCCCCUCGUGCGAACGGCGUCCCCGUGGUCGUGUCGCGUAGUGGAAGAAGAAAGGGGAACGCACGGGACGGGACGAGCGGACGGACGGAACGGGGGCGUGAACGACGCCCGUCCUCGGCUGCAGCAUCGUCCUUCAACUACGUCGUUGUUUGCGGUGCGUAAUUCAACGUUCCGGCGAGCACCAUCGUCCUCUCUCGUCCACGCAGGAUAAUACCUCCCUCUCCGUCCCUCACUCGCUGUUGGCGCAGAGGUCGUGACUUCCGGAGAGAAAGGAGAGACAGAGAGAGAGAGAAAGAGAGAGAGAGAGAGAAAGAGAGUUUACUCGCGAGAGAGCGGAGAGCGCCGCGAGAAAGGCGUGCUGACCGCGUUCCUCGGUCGGCGGCGAGAGCAGGAUCGGUCAGCGAGGAAAAGCCAGGAUCUCCAGUGUCACUUCCUCAACGUGCCUCGGCGUCAUCUUCAAACGGCCACGCUCAUCGGCCGCAAUCGGAUUCAUCAUUUCACAACGGCGUGUUGCAUCUGCGUCUGCGAAUUUGUCAUCCUUCGAAGAGGAAUUUCCAUUGUACUUCAGAAUCCCGCGGGAGAUAAAGAAGAAGUGAGGAGUGAGUGUUGAAAGGAAACUUGGCGAGUGUCGAGAGCCGUAACCUCAGGAUGUUCCCGUCGAGGGGACGCUGAGGACGUGCGGCGGAGUCGUGAAACGGCGUGCCGUGGCUUCCCGCGGGAGAUGUUCGGCGCCCUGAAGGGAGAUCCGACCGGCGAAGCGGGCGGCUAGUUUGCGGUGCACGCCUCGCGGCGCGCCGGUGCAUCCUGGCUGCGGCAGCAUCCUGCGCGCUUCUGCCCGCCCGGCGAUUCCUCUAUCGGCGUGGCCCGUCCGAGCUGGCGGGGCGAGAAAUUCAAAUAAACACAACAAUCGGCAUCGGUGCAAUUGUGUUGGAAGGAUUUUCGAUCGAGAGGACAUUUGAAUCGGGACGAGACCGGCGGCCUCCAUGUGCGUAUCGGGGUUCUGAAAGAGCGCGUGGCUUGACAGGACACCUCGCGAGCGGAGCGCCGCGCGGCGCCGGUCAACUUCGAGGGAUCCGCAUUCUCGGAAAUCGUCCCCGUCGUGUGUUCUUCGCAUCCUGUCCCGUUCUCUGUGUGUGACUCGAGUUCCCGAAUUAGACAAAGACCGUGGAUGGUACCGGCAGGCCCGCAGGAUUAUUCGACAACAACAACGACGACGACGACGACGACGACGACGACGACGACGACGACGGCGGCGGUGACAAGGAGGAGGAGGAGGAUCGUGUUUCCCGCGGCUGUAACGGGUGUCACGGCUGAUUCGUGGAAUGUGACGGGACACGUCGCUCGCGGAGUAGUGAGUCGUAGAAAAGGGGACAUCAUCCACUGCUCGGGAGCAAGAGACACAAAUCAGCUGGUAUGUCAAAUAAUCAGCUGGUUGACUCCUGUCUGCUGGUGAAUCGCCGGAUCGAGCAGAGGCAGGAGCACAACAUAACUCGCACUGAGAUCACGCAGAGACGCGUCCUACAGGAGAAAGCCCCCGACAUGCCACAAUACACGGGACAGGGCGACACAGAUUAUCAUGGGAGUAACGGACAGGCGGACACUCACUCGCUGCACUCGUCUCAUCUGUCCGUCCAGGAGGACCCGCUGCUCAUUCGGACUCACAAGCAACAAACUUCUCAGCAAGUGACGACCGUGACGAAAGUCGUACGCGAGGUCUCGCACAUGGAGCCGGAUCCGGGCGCGGUCAGUUACAUGUCGGUGCCGCUGAUGUCGCAAGACUACCAGCACGCGGAUCCGCGCUACCCGGAUCCGUACAUGGUCAGUUUCGACCAUUACGACCCGUACCUGGGCUACCCGCCGCAGCCGGGGUACCCGGGUCCCCAUGGCAUCUACAUGCCGCGCUCGCACUCCCCGCACAGCCCCCACAGCCCAUCGGAGCACAGUCGUGCUUCACCGCCACACGAGUACUUGCGCAAGGGUGCGCCUUACGUGGAGGGCAGCUAUAACGACAUCGACCCCGGUUUAAACCCCGCUUUGCAGGACCAUUAUCGCAUUACGCCGAGUCCAGGUGGUCCCGGGGACCAGUACGACGAGAGCAAGGUAGCGUACGGAUAUGUAUCGCCGUCGCCGUACGGGCCCGUGAGUUACGGGCCCGCCGUGGGCGUCGGCCCGGUGCCGAGCGACGUGCCCGGCUACGAGGAGGGCCAUCCGGGCGUGCCGCUGACGUCGGGCGUGCCGCCCGGCAUCUUCGAGGAUGAGGUGCACCUGCAGCGGCUGCAGUCGCGCGGCCAUCCGGUCGUGCCGGGCAUGGCGUCGCCGCUCGACGACGAUCAGAAGUCCAUGCGCUGGCGCGACCCGAACCUGUCCGAGGUGAUCGGCUUCCUGAGCAACCCGAACAACAUCAUCAAGGCGAACGCGGCCGCGUACCUGCAGCACCUCUGCUACAUGGACGACCCGAACAAGCAGAAAACGCGCAGCCUCGGCGGCAUACCGCCGCUCGUGCAGCUUCUCGACCACGACAAUCCGGACGUGUACCGGAACGCGUGCGGCGCCCUGAGGAAUCUGUCGUACGGCCGGCAGAACGACGAGAACAAGCGCGCGAUCAAGAACGCCGGCGGCGUGCCGGCGCUCAUCAACCUGCUGCGGCGAACGUCCGACGCGGAUGUCAAGGAGUUGGUCACGGGAGUGUUGUGGAAUCUGUCCUCGUGCGAGGACCUGAAGAGGUCGAUCAUUGACGACGGCGUGACGAUGGUGGUGAACAACAUAAUAAUACCUCACAGCGGCUGGGACCCGAGCUCGUCGAGCGGCGAGACGUGCUGGUCGACGGUCUUCAGGAACGCGUCCGGCGUUUUGCGGAACGUGUCGAGCGCGGGCGAGUACGCGCGUAAGAAUCUGCGCGAGUGCGAGGGCCUGGUGGACGCGCUGCUCUACGUGGUGCGUUCGGCGAUCGAGAAGUCCAACAUCGGCAACAAAAUCGUGGAGAACUGCGUGUGCAUUCUGAGGAACCUGAGCUACCGCUGCCAGGAGGUGGAGGACCCGAAUUACGACAAGCACCCGAUCCAGUCCACGGUGCAGAACAGGGUCGCGGCGCCCGCGAAAGGCGAGAAUCUAGGCUGCUUCGGCGGCAGCAAGAAAAAGAAGGACGGCCAACCGGUCCAGAAGGAGACCACCGCGUCGCGCACGACGAAUCCGCGGACCGAACCGGUCAGGGGAAUGGAAUUGCUCUGGCAACCGGAAGUGGUCCAGUCGUACCUCAGCCUUUUGCAAACCUGCUCGAAUCCGGAAACGCUGGAGGCCGCCGCCGGGGCCCUGCAGAACCUCGCCGCCUGCUACUGGCAGCCGAGCAUCGAGAUUCGCGCGGCCGUUCGCAAAGAGAAGGGCCUUCCUAUAUUGGUGGAACUUUUGAGAAUGGAGGUGGACCGAGUAGUAUGCGCGGUCGCGACUGCACUCAGGAACUUGGCGAUAGACCAGCGCAAUAAGGAGCUAAUAGGCAAGUACGCGAUGAGGGAUCUCAUCCAGAAGCUACCGUCUGGCAAUAACCAACACGAUCAGGGCACGAGCGACGACACAAUCGCUGCGGUGCUCGCCACUCUCAACGAGGUCAUCAAGAAGAACGCCGAGUUCUCGCGGUCGUUGCUCGACGCCGGCGGCGUCGACAGAUUGAUGAACAUCACCAGGCAACGCCAGAAAUACACGCCGCGUGUUCUUAAAUUCGCAGGACAAGUAUUGUUCACCAUGUGGCAACAUCAAGAGUUGCGGGACGUCUACAAGAAGCACGGCUGGAAGGAGCAAGAUUUCGUCACAAAAACCGUCGCCGCCAGAAAUUCAGGGCCUAAUUCACCCAACAACGCUAACAGCACCCUGAAUCGACCGAUGGCAAGCCAGGGCAGCACAAGAUAUGAAGAUCGAACGAUCCAGCGAGCGAACAUGAACUCGAAUAAUGUCGGUCGACCUACUAUAUAUCAAUCAGUAAGUAAUAAUAACUAACAGCAUCACUAAACAAAUACACUGUGUAGGUACACCUUAUAGGAUCUCGUCAAGACAAGCACAAUCGACGGAAAAAAAAUCACAUGUGCACAUUACAUGCAAUUUGAAUCGCCGGUCUUAAGAAAAAAAAAUAUACCUACUAAUAUUUCAU